UGAAAACCUAAUUUUUAUCCUUCAACUUUUUUUAGAAAAAUGAAAAUGACUCUUUCAUCUCAGUUUUUCAUAAUCUGAAUUCUGAAAUUAAACAAACAAACCCAGAUUUCAGUCCAGAAUUUCUGGGUAAAUCAGCUUCUCUUCAGUCUUCAAGCUCUUGGGUUUAAGGAUGGAACCAGCAACAGCAAGUAGUGGUGGUGGGGUUACAGUGGCGGGAUCUGAUGUUCCAUCGGACUUCCAUGUGGCUCCAAGGUCCGAAAACCCGAACCCGUCCCCUGGAUCCGCUCAGCCACGGUCGGCGGCGCCUCCACUGCCGACACCUAAUGCGGCAGCGCCAGCGAUGCCUGUGAAGAAGAAGAGAGGCAGACCCAGGAAAUAUGGACCAGACGGCUCCGCCACGUUGCCCCUAUCUCCGAAGCCGAUAUCUUCUGCAGCACCGCCUCCCGUUAUUGAUUUCUCCACAGAGAAGCGUCAGAAGGUGAAGCCAGCGAAUUCCGUUAGCAAGACAAAAUUUGAAAUGGAGAAUCUAGGAGAAUGGGUUGCUUGCCCUGUUGGUGCAAAUUUCACACCCCACAUCAUCACAGUUAAUUCUGGUGAGGAUGUUACUAUGAAGAUCAUAUCAUUUUCUCAGCAAGGGCCUCGGGCUAUAUGCGUUCUCUGUGCAAAUGGUGUGAUUUCCAGCGUUACGCUUCGUCAGCCUGAUUCUUCUGGUGGUACAUUGACGUAUGAGGGUCGUUUUGAGAUCCUCUCUCUGUCUGGGUCAUUUAUGCCCAACGAAAGCGGUGGAACAAGGAGCAGAACUGGUGGCAUGAGUGUUUCAUUGGCAAGUCCAGAUGGACGCGUUGUCGGUGGUGGAGUUGCUGGUUUACUUGUCGCUGCUAGUCCUGUGCAGGUUGUCAUUGGCAGUUUUCUGGCAGGGAACCAGCAUGAGCAGAAGCAAAAGAAACCGAAACAAGACUUCAUAUCAACUGCCGCACCCACUGCUGCUGUCCCUAUCUCCAGUGCUGAUCCAAGAUCGAACCUCUCACCUUCUCCAUUCCAGGGAGACAAUUGGUCUUCUUUGCCAUCAGAUUCAAGGAAUAAACCGACUGACAUUAAUGCAUCGGGAGUUUUAACAUAAAGGGUGUAAUCUUACUGUGAAUUAGGAGGCUUUACAAUGACGAAAUCGGCGACCAAACUCCCUUGUUGUUCUGUGUGUGUGAUUUAUCCAGAGACUACAUUUUUCUGUAGGAUUUUAGUUGGUUAGGAUAUUAGGAAUCCCUUUGCCAUUGUUGUGGUGUCAUGUAGAAUUUUUCAUGUAAUAUCUAAAUCCAGGGUUUCCUUUCUCAUGAAUGAUGAAUUCUUAUAUGAAAAUGGGUUUUUGCUUAU
This is a messenger RNA of Tripterygium wilfordii, 1368 nucleotides long. Its product is annotated as AT-hook motif nuclear-localized protein 1-like. The record is from RefSeq and is a predicted model, not a curated record. The coding region runs from base 170 to 1120 and encodes 316 amino acids. The transcript is spliced from 6 exons. Gene Ontology annotation, molecular function: minor groove of adenine-thymine-rich DNA binding. NCBI's taxonomy places the organism in Eukaryota, Viridiplantae, Streptophyta, Magnoliopsida, Celastrales, Celastraceae.